AUGUCUCCUGCUGCUGCGGAUGGAAAAUAUCAAUUAGCUGCUCUAACCGAUUCCUUAGGCAGGGUCACUCUGGUGGAUGUUGAAGAAGGAGUUCGUAAUGCACAAUGUGGAUGGGUAGAGGCCAUGGACGAUGAGGGUGAAUCUGAAGAGGACUGUUUAAAGACUUCACCAGAACGUAAAAAAAGAGCAGUUUCUAAACGUAUCACGCUAUUUCUUGUGAUAUAUUCUCCAAUACGGGGUGUGGUAGAAAUUCAUCACAUGCGUCACGGAACUCGUGUUGGUAAUUUCUCGAUUGGACAAGGUUGGAAUUUAAUUACAACAGCUUCUGCACCACUUGGAACUGGUAUGGGUGCAGGUCUAAGUUUUUACGAGCGUGGGGGUAGACGUGGAUAUAGAAACGCUGGUUUGGCAAAAAGUUUUUUGAUUGGUCCACAGGGAGAAAUUAAAAGAGUUCAUGUGCCAUUUGAGUGUGCGAUCAAAAAGCCUAUUAAUCUUGUUAAUGUAUUUAAAAAUCUAUUGAAUAAAUAUGAGUUGGCAUCUUUAGAGCAAAAAGAUUCCCUUUCACAAGAAUUAAUGACAACACUUGAUCAAAUUAAUGAUCCAAAGAUAAAAUUAAAUGUACUGAUGUCACUUCCUGAUACACUUCCUCCAACUUUUCACUUACUUGCCACUCAAUCUUCAAUUGACUGUAUGGGAACAUUGGAUUCUUUCGAUUUUUUAGAAUUUAUACAUGAUGUACGUGACCAAAUAGCACAGCGUACCGAUCAAGCUGAUAUGAAACUUGUUCGACUUAAAAUGGUUUUACGUGAAAAUUUAUUACAUCUUUAUCAAACAUUGGAAGGGUGGAAUGUUGAAACUUGCAAUCCGGAUUAUACUACAACUUAUAAAGGACGUCAAAGUAUUGAAGGUGUAUUUCGACAAACUAUAAAUUCAAUACUUGGUAAUAUUUUUUCUGACAAAGAGAUGAUGAUUGAGAGAGAAGCAAAAGGAAUUGGCCCUAGUUCGUUUAUGUCUCCUUUUAUACUAAAAAAUUUUGACGACAUAAGAGAUGAUGGUGUAUUUUUAGUAUUAGAUGAUAAUAUGGAUGAAAAGAAAAAACUUCAAUUAGCGGAUUUUUUGUUUACACCGUUAAUUAUAUCGACAACUCCGCAAGAAUGGAUCGAGACAGUUAAAAAACGUAUUCCAAUAUCAUCACUCGAGUGGCUUGACAUCUUUAUGCUUUGGUUUAAAUAUACAAGCCUACCUUCAUUGAUCACUUCAAUUUUAAAAUCAAAGGAGUCAGAUUCCAAUUUUUUGUUUUUGAUUUUGAAUGAUUUUUCUAACGCCAAUGAAGAUAAAAGUGUACUUGAUAAAGUUACAUUCUUUUGUCAGAAUUCAUCUCAGAUAGGGCAUUGCUUGUUAUUGGCUCUUGCUCUUCAGAAUUCAUCAUCUAAAACAUCAAAGAUAUCUUCUAUGCAUAAAGAGAUUGAUUGGGACUCAUUAAUAACAAAUCUAAAAAUUUGUUGGAAUUUGGUAAAAGAUAUUGAUCCAGAAAUAGUUACUGAAAUUGGAUUAUCUGCUUCUAAUUUAAAUAAGAAAACUAGCUCAGCUCGAAUUUCUGCAUUGAAUGGAUUAAAACUUACUGGAAAUGUCAAACUUGAGGAAAUGGAAAUAGAGGCAGGAAAUGUUUCCCAACCAGAUAUAUCACGUAUAUAUAAGGGUUGGUUAUCAUGUCAAUUAUUUAAAAAGGAUGUUACAAAUACAGGAUUACUUGAAUUUGCAAUUAACCAAGCAAAGCGAAUUGAUAAUCCAUUACUAAAAAACGCAAUUUUGCAUUUAAUAUGGCAUAAAAUAUGCCAAGAACAAGCGAGUUCCAUCAUGACAUUGGUAGAGAAAGCGCGUAAAGCGCCUAAAGAUCAGUUAUGCAUUAAACAUUGUGGGAUAUCACAUGGAACAAUAGAAUUAUUUCUGUCGUGUUUAAAAAUUUUAUUUGAAUUAUUUAUAUGGGAACCGAAUGAAUCUCUGCAUGUUAAUAAUAUUUUAGAAGCAGUUGAAUCUAUCAUUGAAUUACCGAUGGAUAAUGCUCAAGAUAGAAGUCAAUAUUUGGACGAUGUAUUUGGAAAAAUGAUUAGAGAAUUCAUGACUUUAAAGAAUUCAGCAGAUAUUCAAGUGUUAUUGCUAGUAUUUAAAAUUGAAGUACGAAUGAUCAGACCAUCAAAAUUGUUUGAUUCAAAUGUAUCAUUUUUUGACCCCUUAUUUUUGGAAACAAGUGACGUAAGAACGAUAGUUAGUAAUUCAAGGAUCACGGAUGAACGUAUGACAUUCAUAAAGAAAUUAAUUGAAAAAUCAUCCGAUAAUUAUUCAGAUAUUUUAUUAUUAGCUGAUAAAUUUGGGUUAGACCAGAAUGUGAUAAAAGAAUUUUGGCAAAAUAA
Molecule: messenger RNA, 2411 nt
Organism: Dentiscutata erythropus
Lineage: Eukaryota; Fungi; Glomeromycota; Glomeromycetes; Diversisporales; Gigasporaceae
Source: the annotation of a GenBank genome assembly